Molecule: messenger RNA, 1587 nt
Organism: Triplophysa dalaica
Lineage: Eukaryota; Metazoa; Chordata; Actinopteri; Cypriniformes; Nemacheilidae
Gene: smarcb1a
Product: SWI/SNF related, matrix associated, actin dependent regulator of chromatin, subfamily b, member 1a
Exons: 9
Coding region: 69-1190 (373 amino acids)
Biological process (GO): chromatin remodeling; regulation of transcription by RNA polymerase II
Cellular component (GO): nucleus; nuclear chromosome
Molecular function (GO): transcription coregulator activity
Source: RefSeq, a predicted model, not a curated record
GAGACUCCCCCUUACGUCAUUUUCCUGCGCCAAAAGUCGCAUUACACCGGAACUUGCUAAUAUUCAACAUGGCUUUAAGCAAAACAUACGGACAGAGACCCAUUAAGUUUCAGCUGGAGGAUGGGGAAUUUUACAUGAUCGGAUCAGAGGUGGGGAAUUUCUUGCGCAUGUUCAGGGGAUCUUUAUACAAGCGGUACCCAUCACUUUCAAGAAGACUAGCAACAGUAGAGGAGAGAAAGAAAAUUGUAGCAUCAUCUCACGAUCACGGUUACACCACUUUAGCCACCAGUGUGACGCUUCUGAAGGCCUCAGAAGUAGAAGAGAUAUUUGAAGGACAUGACGAGAAGUACAAGGCUGUGUCCAUCAGCACUGAGCCUCCAGCCUAUCUCCGAGAGCAGAAAGCUAAAAGAAACAGCCAGUGGGUGCCCACUCUUCCUAACAGUUCCCAUCACUUGGAUGCUGUGCCGUGCUCCACCACGAUCAACCGCAACCGACUGGGUCGUGACAAAAAGAGGACCUUCCCCCUCUGCUUUGACGAUCAUGAUCCUGCUGUCAUCCACGAGAAUGCCACCCAGCCUGAGAUCCUGGUGCCCAUCCGACUUGACAUGGAGAUUGACGGGCAGAAGCUGCGUGAUGCUUUCACCUGGAACAUGAACGAGAAGCUCAUGACACCAGAAAUGUUUGCUGAAAUCCUGUGUGAUGAUCUGGACCUGAGCCCCCUGACCUUUGUUCCUGCCAUUGCUUCAGCCAUUAGACAGCAGAUAGAAUCCUACCCUACAGACAGCAGUAUACUGGAUGAGCAGAUGGACCAGAGAGUCAUCAUCAAGUUAAAUAUACAUGUUGGGAACAUAUCUCUGGUUGAUCAGUUUGAAUGGGACAUGUCUGAGAAGGAGAAUUCUCCUGAGAAGUUUGCCCUGAAGCUGUGCUCUGAGCUGGGCCUUGGGGGAGAGUUUGUCACCACUAUUGCAUAUAGCAUUCGUGGCCAGCUUAGCUGGCAUCAGAGGACGUAUGCCUUUAGUGAGAAUCCUCUGCCCACGGUAGAGAUUGCCAUCAGAAACACGGGUGAUGCUGACCAGUGGUGUCCAUUACUGGAGACACUGACGGAUGCUGAGAUGGAGAAGAAGAUCAGGGACCAGGACAGAAACACAAGGCGAAUGAGGAGACUUGCGAACACAGCCCCAGCAUGGUGAAGAAAACGCAGUUUUCCCAUAACUAUGGAAACCUAAAGAGAGAAAGAGCAAAUGCCAAUAGUGCAGCAUUACUGACAUAAAGACAGAGACAGUCCAUUUGCCAGGCCUGAAGGCUUUAACCUUUUCUCUUGGUCCAAUCCAUCCAGAUUUGAGUUGAGCAACCUAAUAUAUUCUUUAAACUUCAGCAACAUUUGCUUCAGUCUGGCUUAGUCACAAGUCUUGUGUCAUGACCUUUUCCUCCACCCAGUGUCUGUUUGCUCGGAGACAGAUGGUUUCAGUUUUGAGGUGUUGAGAGUAUUUUAUGAUAUCUUUAUUUGUGUUGUUUUUGUGUUUGUGUAUAGAUGCCUUUUUGUAAACAUAAUGUGCUUUUAAAUAAAAUUAUAAUUAAUGAUUUUAA